Messenger RNA from Triticum aestivum (bread wheat), 2369 nucleotides. RefSeq lists its product as uncharacterized. The transcript has 11 exons. The coding region runs from base 78 to 2369 and encodes 763 amino acids. The record is from RefSeq and is a predicted model, not a curated record. Lineage: Eukaryota; Viridiplantae; Streptophyta; Magnoliopsida; Poales; Poaceae.
GAAGACACAAAAGUCAUCUGCUGUUUCAGAGGGUCGAUCUGAAACUGACAAAUCCAUAAGCACUAGCCCCGGCCACCAUGUCGAAUAAUCAUGUGCCUGUGAUCCAAAAGGGGGCUAAAAACGACCAAAGGGUCAUCUUGGGCAAAGAAGACAAAUUACCUGACAAAAACAAGCAAAUUAGAGUGGAAGACAACAACCGACAAGCUAGGACAAUGCAAAGUCAAUCUCCAAACCAAGCAAAAAAUAACAAGCGUCCAAAGUUAUUAAGCAUGAUGGGCAACCAGUCGGAUAUUCAUGUCCAACAAGACAGGCUACACAAUCAGAAUGAGAGGCUAUUCACAUGUGUAUAUACAUCCACGGCCGUUGUAGCUUGCCAGGAGAGUAAAAGGGGAAUACCUAAUGAUCAUUCUACAAUAAACAAAGAGCAAGAAAGGAUUUCACCGGGUCCAAAUAAACAAAAACCAAGAAAGAGGAACCAGAUAGUCCGUGGGAAUCAGAGCAACAAGCGUGCAAGGUUGGUUCAAAGAAAAAAAAAUUGUGAAACUGAGUUUGCUUUGAGUACAACAGCUGGCGAACAUGCUUUAGAAGCAUCAAAUUUUUCUAGAAACUCAGCAGAGGCCGAUUUGAAUAGAAGAAAAGAGAUAAGCAAGUUGAAUCAAGCAAAUAGAAAGAAGUUACAAGCGAUGAAAAAAGGAGGUAAAUCUCAAAGCUCUCCAAGUGAGAUUUCAAAUUUUGGAAAACCAACAUGCGUAUGUCCAUUCUGCAAUGCUAUAAUGUGGCAUCAAGAGAGAAGCAAGCAUAACACAAACAAAUCAAGACCAACAUUUGGACUUUGUUGCAAGGAAGGCAAAGUCAAACUGCCACCAUUGAAAAAACCUCCUGCAUACCUUCAGCAGCUACUAACAUCUAAUGAAAAGGGAGAAUCGUCAAAUUACAGAGACAAUAUCAGGAACUAUAAUUCAAUGUUUGCAUUUACUUCGAUGGGUGGCCAGGUCGACUACGAGAUAAACAGAAAAGGGGGUGCACCGUAUGUUUUUCGCUUGAAUGGCCAAAACUAUCAUCAAAUUGGCACAUUGCUGUCUAAAGAUAACGGAGAUAAUGCUAUCAGGCCAAAGUUUGCUCAAUUGUACAUUUAUGAUACAGAAAAUGAGGUCAGAAACAGACUGCAGGCUUCAACCUCAAAGGAAAGGAAAACACAACUUGAUGAAGGCAUUGUGUCUGGAUUAUUGCAGAUGCUUGAUGAUCACAAUGAGUUAGUGAAAUCAUUCCGUAUGGCAAGGGAUAGAUACCAAGAGUCAGAUCUUGAAAAUGUUAGGUUGCGAUUAAUUGGUACAAGAUCUAGUGAUGGAAGACAAUACAACCUACCAACUGCAUCUGAAAUAGCUGCACUCAUUGUUGGGGAACAGACAGGAGAAAAUGUUGAACGUGAUAUAAUAGUAGAAAACAAAGACAAACAACUCCAGCGAAUUUCGGAACUACAUCCAAGCUUUAUGUCUAUGCAAUACCCAUUAUUAUUCCCGUACGGAGAAGAUGGAUUCAGACCAGAAAUAGAAUUAGAGAAAAAAAGGUGUCGAAGGAAAGAGAAAGUAUGUUACCAUGAUGGAUGGCCUGAAAUACAGACCAUGUUGGACUUCAUACCAGGACAAAAACCAGAAGAUCGUCCAGACAUUGUCAAUAGAGUGUUCCUUAUAAAGUUGAAUGAACUAAUAGAAGACAUAUACAAAAAGAAGCGGUUUGGAAAAGCAAUAGCAAUUGUCUACACCAUCGAGUUCCAGAAAAGAGGUCUACCUCAUGCACAUAUACUAUUAUUUUUGGAUCCAGAUGACAGGGAUCCUAGCCCCCAAAAUAUUGACCAGAUCAUAUCAGCAGAGGUGCCAGACAAGGAUGUUGAUCCAGAAGGUGAAGCAUCUUGGCGUAUCUUUGGAUUUGAACUUCAGCACCGGCAGCCUUCUGUAGAGAGACUGCAAUUCCAUCUUCAAGGUGAGAAAAUUGUCGUGUUCCCGGACUCAACUGAUAUUGAGAAAAUUGUACAUAGACCUGGCAUAGAGGAAACAAUUUUCACUGAAUGGAUGACCGCUAAUCAAUUGUAUGAGGAGGCCCGUAAUCUGACAUAUGCAGAAUUCCCCACUAAGUGGACGUGGCAUGCAAAGGAGAAAAGAUGGAAACCAAGGAAAGGCAGGAAACGGUCUAUUGAGAGGAUCUACAAUGCCCAUCCAGCAAGUGGUGAGAAAUAUUACCUAAGGAUUCUGCUAAAUACUGUCAAAGGUUGUAAAUCAUAUGACGACAUCAGAAAAAUCCAGGGAAACUAUGGGAAUCUACAUGGGAAUUACUCUCAGAUGACAUUCAGCGACGUCAGAGGAAAAUCUUGA